Messenger RNA from Tripterygium wilfordii, 775 nucleotides. Its product is annotated as sm-like protein LSM8. Gene Ontology annotation, molecular function: RNA binding. Gene Ontology annotation, biological process: mRNA splicing, via spliceosome. Bases 205 to 498 code for a protein of 97 amino acids. The transcript is spliced from 6 exons. The record is from RefSeq and is a predicted model, not a curated record. Gene Ontology annotation, cellular component: U6 snRNP; U4/U6 x U5 tri-snRNP complex; precatalytic spliceosome. Lineage: Eukaryota; Viridiplantae; Streptophyta; Magnoliopsida; Celastrales; Celastraceae.
AAUAUCCCCAACUCCCUGCUACUUCACAGCCGGCAGUAGUAGUGUUGCACGGCACGGUAGUCUCCUUCCUCCUUCAAGACUUGUUAUUGCUCAUCGGUCUUCACUUGGGAAACAAUCUCUGAGAUCCGGUGCUGUUUGCUGGUCGCUUCUCCUGCCGAGGAGAACUCAUGGGGCCUCCUACUUGCUAGUUUCAGGAGUAGCAAAAUGUCAGGCGCAGGACUUGAGUCUCUCGUGGAUCAGACAAUUUCAGUUAUCACAAAUGAUGGUCGUAAUAUAGUGGGAAUCUUAAAAGGCUUUGAUCAGGCCACAAAUAUCAUUCUUGAUGAAUCUCAUGAACGUGUUUACUCGACUAAGGAAGGCGUUCAGCUGCUCGUGUUGGGUUUGUAUAUAAUAAGGGGUGACAACAUAAGUAUUGUAGGGGAACUUGAUGAAGAACUUGAUUCUCUUCUCGACUUGUCCAGUCUGAGAGCUCAUCCCCUCAAGCCUGUUAUUCAUUGAUAUUGACUUUGAGAGGUGUAGACUGUAGAGCUAUUUGUAAAACUGUCCAAGGAAUUUAAACUGCAAAAGUAGUGUAAUUUUUGUUUUUCUUUCUCUACCGAGAUUGCAAUUUACACAAGGUUGUAGGUUCACUCAUGCUUCUGGACCAGUUACCGUCCAUCUUGGAACAGGAUCUAAUUCAGGCUGAAACGUUGGUUGCGAUGCAGUUUACGUUUAGAUUUGUAUUUGUGACAUUGAAUCUGCCAAGAAGCCACCACGUGUGUUUUUUUGUUGGUUA